This is a messenger RNA of Macadamia integrifolia, 438 nucleotides long. Its product is annotated as classical arabinogalactan protein 9-like. NCBI's taxonomy places the organism in Eukaryota, Viridiplantae, Streptophyta, Magnoliopsida, Proteales, Proteaceae. The transcript has a single exon. The coding region runs from base 1 to 438 and encodes 145 amino acids. The record is from RefSeq and is a predicted model, not a curated record.
AUGGCGUUUUCAAGAUUUGCAGUUUUGUUAGUCAUGGCUCUGGUGGUGGAAUCUGCCUUAGCACAGUUUCCAGAAUUUGCACCUAAGUUGGCACCUAUCAAAGCUCCGGAGAUUGCUCCUGCUCCAAAGUAUACUCUUCCACCACCAGUUGUUCAUGCUCCUCCUACUCCUCCGGCAACCGCUACUCCUCCUACAAAAUUGGCUCCUCAUCCGCCACCUACUGCUCCUCCUCCUCCUACUACUCAUGAACCAGCCCUAGCUCCUGCUCCAAAGAAGGUAUCGCCGGUACCGGCGCCUUCGGUGAAGCCUCCGACUUCAACCGAGUACUACUUGACUCCAGUAGCAAGCCCAAAGGGAGCACCAACAAGUGCAGCUGGUUCUUACAGAGUAGGAGCAACUGCUCUCUUGGUUAUUGCCUCUGCUGCCUUUUUGCUGUAG